UCACUCUAGUGAUUUGGAUUUUCGGAGAGACUUCAAAAUCAAAAUAUCUCUCUCUCUAUCGCUAAUGCCGGCGUAGAUCUCAAUCUGCAAUUUCCCAUUUCCGGUCGAGAUUCCCCUAAUUGAGCUGCGAACACCGAAACUGGUUUCACUCGCUCACCAGAUCGAAUCCAAAAACAUGGGGAAUUCGUCGCCAUCGUAUAAAUUUCGAGGGACAUCAUUCCUCGUCGCAUUUCUCCUAUUCAUAUCCCUCUCCGUUCCUCUAAUUUCCGCUCAGGAGAAUGGAAGUGACGAGUCGAGUACUUCAAUUAAGGAUCUGGGCCGGCGUGGUAAAAUAAUUGACAGAAUAAAGACCGGUAUCAACGAAAAAAAUGAUCUUGAUUCUUAUGGUGUGGAUGUGGACUCUGGUCUUGGAAUUUUUGAUGCUUUCUUUGCUAGUUUAUCAAUGAUACUUGUCAGUGAGAUUGGAGAUGAAACAUUCAUCAUUGCAGCUCUCAUGGCUAUGCGGCACCCAAAGUCAAUUGUUCUAUCAGGUGCACUCAGUGCCUUGUUUGUGAUGACGAUACUUUCAACUGGUCUUGGUAGAAUUGUUCCUAAUCUGAUAUCAAGGAAGCAUACCAAUAGUGCAGCUACAGUUCUUUAUACCUUUUUUGGUCUCCGACUACUUUACAUUGCGUGGAAAUCUGACCCGAAAGGUUCCCAGAAGAAAGAAAUUGAGGAAGUAGAGGAGAAACUUGAAGCUGGACAGGGGAAGACAACUUGGCGACGUUUCUUUUCUAGAUUUUGUACACCAAUCUAUCUAGAGUCAUUUAUAUUGACAUUCUUGGCAGAGUGGGGCGAUCGCAGCCAGAUAGCAACAAUCGCUCUAGCCACACAUAAGAAUGCUGUGGGAGUUGCUGCCGGAGCUACCAUAGGGCACACCAUCUGCACGUCUGUCGCAGUGAUUGGUGGAAGUAUGCUGGCAUCUAAGAUUUCACAGCGAACCGUUGCUACAGUUGGGGGAUUGCUCUUCCUGGGCUUUUCGUUGUCCUCUUACUUCUACCCUCCUCUAUAAUGAUCCCAGGUUUUGUAGAGUAACUUGAUACCGCCUGCAUAGUCAUCAUUAUUCCACCAACUUUGUAUGCCUUCUUUUUUUUGUAUAGAUUGGAAUUAUAUGUUUCCAAUCUUUGACACCAAUUUCAAAUUCAUUAUUAAUACAAUAGGUUACAAGUUGUCCA
Messenger RNA from Salvia hispanica, 1214 nucleotides. RefSeq names its product GDT1-like protein 3. Gene Ontology annotation, molecular function: calcium ion transmembrane transporter activity; manganese ion transmembrane transporter activity. Lineage: Eukaryota; Viridiplantae; Streptophyta; Magnoliopsida; Lamiales; Lamiaceae. Gene Ontology annotation, biological process: manganese ion transmembrane transport; Golgi calcium ion transport; Golgi calcium ion homeostasis. The record is from RefSeq and is a predicted model, not a curated record. Gene Ontology annotation, cellular component: Golgi apparatus.